Molecule: messenger RNA, 3220 nt
Organism: Elgaria multicarinata webbii
Lineage: Eukaryota; Metazoa; Chordata; Lepidosauria; Squamata; Anguidae
Exons: 3
Coding region: 169-1257 (362 amino acids)
Biological process (GO): circadian rhythm; regulation of DNA-templated transcription
Cellular component (GO): nucleus
Molecular function (GO): DNA binding; DNA-binding transcription factor activity
Source: RefSeq, a predicted model, not a curated record
AGAAGCUGCCGGGGGAGCAGGUCGCCGCGAGAGAACCGGGGCGUCGCUGCCUCGGCCGUGCCUGUCCUUUCCCCGCUCCCAGUUCCGACGAGGAGGUCUGGCUUUGAAUCCCUGCUUAUCAAGUCUGUCUUGGAUCUCAGCGGCCCAUCUAUAAAACUUUGGAGAGACAUGGACCUGCCACUGGAGGAGCCGCCAACCCAACCUCAGUCAGAGCUGCCGCAGCCCCCUCCCCCGGCCCACGCGUGUGAGCUGCGCACUGCUGUGUCUUGCUUUGCAGAGGAGACCGUCUCCCUGCUGUCAGCCAACGGCCUGUUCAGCCACUCCCUUAUCAGGACAGCAGGCAGCGUGGGGGCGCAGCAAAAGGAUCAGGGCCCCCUCUCGAGCAUGGUCCGACGCAAGCGGGAAUUUACCCCCGAUGAGAAGAAGGAUGACGGCUACUGGGACAAGAGGAAGAAAAACAACGAGGCAGCCAAGCGCUCUCGGGAGAAGCGGCGUGUCAGUGACAUGGCCCUGGAGGGGCGGGUGCUGGCGCUGCUGGAGGAGAAUGCCCGCCUCAAGGCAGAGCUCCUGGCCCUCAAAUUCCGCUUUGGCUUGAUUCGGGACCCCGCUGAACCUUCCCAGCCAGGGGCACCUCUUACCACUGAACUCCACCGGCCCACCGCGGCGCCUCAGCCCUACCCAGUGGCUCCUGAGCCUCCACGCUACACUUGCUCCUUCCGGCCAGAGCCGCCCACCAGCUCUGAGGAUUCUGGUUUCUCCACUCCAGGCAGCUCCAAUAUGGGAAGCCCUGUCUUUUUUGAGGAGCGUGACAGACCCGAGGAAGGAAUGGUCUACGACGGCCACUGCCUCGUGGCUGAAGCCCCUGGUGACGGAGCCGAGUUGGGCCGAGUUGGCCGUUAUGACUGCGGGGAGAGCGUCAAAGGGCUCCCUCACAAGCUGCGUUUCAAAAUGGCCGGGGGGUCAGAGGAGAUGACGGGGGAGCCACCGGGACAUUAUCCCCCGUCUCCGCCCGUGGGAACCUGGAGGGGGCUGGCUGCCCGGGAGGAGCCCAGGAAUGUUGGAGCACCUGCAGGCACGAUGGCGUUCAAUAGUUGCUGUGAAGUGGAGGCUCCCAGUGGUGCCCAGCUUCCAGCCCUCCAGGGUGCUGAGUACCAGACAGAAAACAGUACCCUGCGGAGUCAGCUAGCCUCACUUUCAGCUGAAGUGGCCCAGUUGAAAAAGCUCUUCUCUGAACAGAUCCUGAUCAAGAUGAACUGAACUGGGGUGGGGCGGGUAGAAGGCAAGGCAGGAGGGUGGGCACCGUAGCGGUUCCUCUCCCUGCCCCCAACCUAUCAAAGCCCAGUAAAAUUUUUUUUUGCAGAAUUUGGCCCUGCAGGUUGGGCGGACCGGGGGGGGGGGUAGUUUGUUUCUGUUUCGAUUAAUGCAAACCCUUCCUCUAGAAUAUGUGAGCCUUGUGGCGAUUACCCUGUCCCAGUGGCUUUCAACCUUUCUCCAUUCAGGUGACUUUUCCAACAUGACCUUCUCUGUGGCAGAACCCUUGUGUAUUUUCAGAAGAUUCUGGGAGGCCACUUAUGUCAUGGAUACUUAAUUCAGUUUACGUGUGGCAAAUAGGGCCCAGAAUUCUCCCACUAACACUGUACGGGCAGUGCAAUUUGGCCUUAAGGGAGCCGUGUCUGCCAUUGCUGGACAAGCAUCUGUCGGGGAUGCUUUAGGGUGGAUUCCUGCAUUGAGCAGGGGGUUGGACUCGAUGGCCUUGUAGGCCCCUUCCAACUCUGCUAUUCUAUGAUUCUAUGAUUCCACUGGAGGGAGCCCUUGAUAAGCUCCUGAGGAUCUUGAGAACAGAGUCUGGGAGCCAAUAUCUGGUUCAAGGUUAAGGCAGCCCAACCCAACCUAAUCAGUAGGGCUGUGCUCCACUCCGCUCCAGAUCCCCGGAUCCGGAGCAGAUCGGGCCGAUCCGGACCCCCUAAAUUCGGGUCGGGGGAGGUCCGGAUCGGCUCAGAUUGGUUCAGAUUGAUCCGGAUCGAUCCGAACCGAUCCGGAGCUUCGGAUGCCAUUUUGGGUCAAACCGCAUUUUUUUUCCCUGUUGACUUGCAUUGGAAAAGAAAAACACCUAUAACUUUUUCAGUUUUUAAGACAGAAACAUGAAAAUGGGCACCAUGAUAGCUUCUAAAUAUAUCCUUAUUCAUGGCUGCUUUGAAGGAAAUGGGAUCAUCCCCUGAUUUUGGGGGAUUUUUUAAAGUCCCCCCCCCAUUUACAGAAAUGCAUUUAUCUCUGCCAUGACUAAGGAUAUAUUUAGAAGUUACCAUGGUGCCCAUUUUCAUGUUUCUAUCUUAAAAACUAAAAAAGUUAUAGGUGUUUUUCUUUUCCAAUGUAAGUCUAUGGGGGGAAAUCCGGACCUCCGGAUCUCGCUCAGGAUUCGGAUCCGGAUCGGUUUGGAAGAAGUCCGGAUUGACCCAGAGUGGUUCGGACCAGAUCGGGAUCCAGAGCGGAUCGGGGAGUUCUCUUUCCUUCUCAACGAGACUAACUAAUUUAGGCUCCUCUGUACAAGUCACCGUAGAACUAUGUUUAUUUCCUUGGUCAAAACAGUGGGUUCCAGACUACCUGAUCCUAGAAUUCCCUCUCUCCACUUCAUUCUUGUUUUCUUUUGCUAGACUGGAAAGUUAAAGUAGAUUAGGUUGAGCACACAGGUGCCUGUAGGUAUUUUUUUUUAAAAUAAAAUAAAAAUCCUUUCUGCAAUAGCCAAGCCAAGCCAACUGACAUGGUUGAUAAAUAAGGGGAAAAGAUUUGGUGCAUUGGGAUGGAGGAGAGACAAGGAUCUGGGCAGGAGGCUGCCCUGCAUUCCUCACAUCUUCACUGCCUCUUCAUUGCUGUGUCACCCUGCCCCAUGCUUAAUUUCUGGGCCUCUGAUCUGCCUGGAAGCCAAACUUUCUGAGUAUCCUUAAGGUCUGGGUUCUUACUGUGAGUGCUUUGUGCUGGAGAAAAGGCGAGUUGCACAUGCUCCAAAGUACUCUUUUUCUUUAUUAGCGUUUGAUAUGCUUGGCAUGGAAAAUAUUCAGGCUGUCAGCUGAAGAGUUUUUAGUUGCUUAAUUGCCUACCUUUUAAACAAAUGAUUUCAUUGAUUUAAAGAAAUGUGUGUACUGCCAUAUCCUCUGUAUGGGUUUCUUUUUGAGACAAAUGACAACUUUUAAUAAACAAAAGUUACCACAUGGUUAAAAGGAAA